This is a messenger RNA of Acanthopagrus latus (yellowfin seabream), 3866 nucleotides long. RefSeq names its product semaphorin-7A-like. Gene Ontology annotation, molecular function: semaphorin receptor binding; chemorepellent activity; integrin binding. The transcript is spliced from 14 exons. Gene Ontology annotation, biological process: axon guidance; positive regulation of cell migration; integrin-mediated signaling pathway. NCBI's taxonomy places the organism in Eukaryota, Metazoa, Chordata, Actinopteri, Spariformes, Sparidae. The record is from RefSeq and is a predicted model, not a curated record. Bases 306 to 2069 code for a protein of 587 amino acids.
AGGAAAGUUUGUUAUUUCUACAUUGAAGUGUGUUUCCAGUGUCUUUGGGAGUACCACUGCACAUGUGAAAAAAGGAAGUGUAAAUCUUUUUGUGGCUCCAGUCCAGAGGAAGUUGCGUCCAGUGAUGUCACUCAGUGACCAGUUUGAAUUGUGGGCAAUGUAGGAGUGAAGAUGAAUAAAAAGGCGAUAUCUCUGGUUCCACUGUAUCAGUUUGGAUAAUUUGAUUAGAAACUGUUUGCCAUGAGUCCAACAGUGUCAUAUAGACAGUGAGAAGGUUCCCGUUUCCUGUCCAUGCACCCAUCCGGAUGGUUCUGGGAGGAGAGCCAGACACCGUCACAGCUGUGGGACAGACACACCUGUUUUCUGUGGACUUUCAAAAUCCUCUGCAGACCCUUGUGGAAAAAACAGUGCUGUGGCAAAAAUGCAUCAACAAUCCAAAAGAUUGCAACUAUAAAAUCAGCGUGGUCCACGAGACCAAGAAGACGAACGAGGUGUUUGUUUGUGGAACAGAUGGCGCAGGAACUGUGUGCUGCUACAUGAAUUUAUCAGAGCAGUCACCUAUGUGCAACCACUCUGAAAACUUGAACUACAUGAAAGAAAGCAUAUUUUCUUCUGCCAUAAAGGAAGGUGAACAGUCUGCCUUUGUAGAGAGACAGGGAGGUGCAGACCUCUACAUCACUUACUCUGGAUCUCAAGAGUGUGUCGGCAUCCACAAGUUUGGGGAACACAGAGUUAGACCAGCAUCUCAUGACAACGAGCAGCACUAUGUCGGCUUGGUGCUCAGCAGACAGAAAGACGACCCCCUGCAGGACAAGGUUUACGGCUUUUACAAGGAGAAAAAUCGAGACACAGGCUUGGAUAGUGAAAUGUGGAUUCCUUUUGUGACCCGGGUUUGCAUGGCAGAUAAAGGUGGUCACAAGAAUACGCUGCAGUUUACCUGGACAUCCCAGCUGAACGCCAGGCUCUUCUGUGGAGACCCUGAAAGCAGAAAGCACUUCUCUGAGCUGGUAGAUGUGGCCGCUGUGCACGCCGAGCGCUGGCAGGAUACCAGGGUUUAUGCACUCUUCAGAAAUGAAUGGUCAAUGAGUGCUGUGUGUGUCUACUCAAUGGAAGACAUUGACCUCAUCUUCCAGACAUCCCGAUUUAAAGGCGAUGAAAGGAACAGGUCUAGAAAGUGUGUUGAAGACAGCACGAAGCUUCCUUUAGAAACCCUGAACAUGAUCAAGCUGACCUCAGAGAUGCAGGACUGGGUCCGGCCUGUGAAGAACUCUGGUCCACUUGUAUUUGGGCACCACCACUACACCCACAUCUACGUCGACAGUUCCCCGAACAAGGGGAGCAAUGACUACCCGGUCCUGUUUCUGUCUCUAAAUAAUGGGGGGAUUCAUAAGGUGAUCAGGAAUAUGAAUAAAUCCUUUGUCAUCGCUCAGUAUCAGCCUUUCAACCACACAGCCCAAGUCCUCAGCAUCCUCCUACACCCUUCUGCUAAGAAGCUGUAUGUGAACUCUGAAAGUGAGCUCGUCCAACUGAAUGUGGCAAACUGUUCUGAGUAUGGGGACAACUGUGGGGACUGUGUCUUAGCCAGAGAUCCCUACUGCGGCUGGAAGGACAGCCACUGCACGUCAGAGACAGAUGGCUCACUGCAGGAUCUGGCUGGAGGGAACUAUUCCAUCUGCCUGUCUGCGUCAAAGGACCAGCCUCGUCCUGGAAGAGCGGAUAAAUAUUCCACUGACAGUCAUGCAGACAGGGAUUCGGGCGCCAUCACAGUUCCCGCUCACUCCAGGUAUUUCCUGAAGUGCCCGGUGUCGUCUUAUCAUGCCCAGUAUACCUGGCACCACCCUGAGGGCUCCACACCUUGCAGCUUGCGGGAGAAGCACUGCCUCCAUCUCAUCGACAGCAUGGGUCCUGAGCACGUGGGGACGUACAAAUGUGUGUCGGAUGAAAUGGGCUACAGGAAAGAACUUGCAGUCUACCGCCUACAACAGGGGAACAGGGCAGUGGGCCGCUCACCAAGCCCACUGGUGUGGGUUUGUGUAAUGGCUGUUCUGAUAAAGAGAUUGUUCUGUUAGUCCCGACUUAACAACAUGCUAUGAAUACAGUGGAGAUAAGAGAUAAUACUGAUCACCCAACUUUGAGGCUAGCUGUUCUGCCAUGAGCCGGUGGGGCCAGUCUGUACGUCUCUGAGGUCAUUCAGCAGGAUUUCAGAUAGUAUGACUAAGAGCUAACAAUCAAUUUAUCAAUCAGGCUUUACAAUCCAUCAUUUUCAAAUGAGCCUAAAAUCUACUUUGAUAUGAAAAUAAUCUCAUUAACCCUCACCUUCAACCAAAUUUCCUUUAAAAAGUUAUGUAGAGGGCUGCACAGUGGCCCAGUGGUUAGCACUGCUGCCUCACAGCUAGAAGAUCGCCGGUUCGCGUCCCGGUUGGGACGCCUGGGAGCCAGCCAGCAGGGUCCAGCCCCCCCGCGACCCUGCAGAGGAUUAAGCGGCGUACACAUAAUGUGUACAGAUGAUGGAUGGAUGGAUGGAAAGUUAUGUAGAAAUUGUGUGUGACAGCUCAAAUGUUCCUCCUUCAGCAGUAUCUGAAUCCUGUGACACUUAACUGCACUUUGCCGCGAACAAACAGAAUGUACAUUUAACCAAUGAUGAUGCAAUAUUUUGCGUGCAUCACUUGAGUUACACUUUGAUAAUGCAUUUGUUUUAUUAAUAUUUCUGUUCAUGCAUCUCAUGUAUUAUUACAGUCAAUGCACUUACUGAGCCAAAGAUCAUAUAUAAAAAAAAUGCAUGUAUACUUGCUAUAAACAUUUACUCUGAUGAAGAGUAAAAAAAUAACAAUUGUGUCCGAAACUUGAAACUUUUAACAUUUAGUUACUGAGUUGUAGAAAUUUAGUAAGACAUUAUGUUUGUUCUGCUUCCAUUUGCGUGAAACUCAUGUGGUGUUGCAACAGUCUUCAGUUAACUUCAGUCUUCAGUUGGCAAAAGAUUGCGAGAUUAUGUUUGAUUGCACUUCUUGUUAGAUAUUACCUGUCAGUGUUCAUCCGUUUCCUGUAUUGUGUUAUUCAAUCAGAUGGAUAUGACAUAGCUGUCUGAGCUUAACUUAUCUGAAUUCCUUUCUUGCGUACUACCUCACACUUGCCUGGCAGCUUCGGUUUACAACACACUGACCUGCUUCAUGUUUGUCACAACUUCUUUGUUUGUCAAGUUGCAACAUAUUCAUGUUGUGAAAUAUUGCUGUGAUGUUGGAAAAUACAAAGCUGGUCUGUCCUUGUGUGUGUGUGUGUUUUGAGACAAUGAAGUGUGAAUGUGAGAUCACAGGUUUGACCCUUAAGGUGCUUCCAGAAAGCAAGCGUUUUAAUAACCUUAAACCCAGGGAGUUUUAACAUAGAUAUUGUACAGCAUGUGCUUGAUAUAUACAAUAGCUAAUAACUUUUAUGAGUCCGUUCACCAACAUCCCAGCUGUCUCUGUCUUUCAUUCCUUGUUUUUUUUUCUCCUUCAUUUUUUAAUUAAAUUAUAAAAGGUUGGUUUCAUGCGUUUGAACUUGACUAUUGGUACGAGCAAAUACAAAGAAAGAUUUGGCAGAUUUGAAAAUUCUCAAAAACAAAAAACAAAACGAUUUCUGCUACUGUGUGUAGGACUACAUUUAUUUAGGGGCAGUCAAUAAAAAAGUUUGCAGAAAGUGAUCAGUAAUUGAUUUUGAUGAAUGUCAAGAUGUCAUGUAAAGUAAGGUUGUUGAAUUAUCUGUAUACUAGUUAUAAUAUUGAGCUUUGCAAUGCAGAUUUUAUUUUUGUAAUGACAGAAAAUAUAUUUUUUAAAAUUGUAUUUGUUUCUGUGCCUUUCCUUUUUCAAAUAAAGAUUUUAGUUCCUCUGACA